This is a messenger RNA of Serendipita indica DSM 11827, 978 nucleotides long. The record is from the annotation of a GenBank genome assembly. Lineage: Eukaryota; Fungi; Basidiomycota; Agaricomycetes; Sebacinales; Serendipitaceae.
AUGACCACAGAGAAGAUUUUCGAGCCUCUUUUUCCUCCUCGAAACUCUGAUGUGUCCAGAGGGCCAGUCAAACUCGAAACAGGGCAGGAAGAGAAGCGGCUUGCAGUAUUGUCGCGUUUUGCCAACGACAGCUAUACGUUACCUGACUCAUCGACUCUAAUGGACGUAGAAAAGUUCUGGUUGACCAAUGAUUGCCUGCUACGUUACCUUCGGGCGACCAAAUGGGAUGUAAAUGCGGCUAUUGAGCGGAUUGAAUCUACCUUGAAAUGGCGACGAGAAUUCGGCCUGUACGACAAACUAGACGCAGAGCUGGUGGAGCCUGAGGGAAAUACCGGACACGUCCUUCUGUAUGGCUAUGAUAGAGACAUGAACCCUUCCCUCUACGCGUUCCCCAGUCGUCAAGUCACCGAAGAAGGAAUGCGACAGAUACAGUACUAUACGUACAUGUUUGAGAAGGCACUCGAUGCCACAGGUCCAGGGGUCGAAAAGGUGUCCCUCCUUGUCAAUUAUGCUGACAAGUCAUCAAAAACUUCCCUCUGGAAAGCACAACAAGUCUUGGACAUUGUUCAAAAUCACUACCCUGAACGGCUCGGUCAUGCAUUUGUGAUCAACGUCCCAUUUAUCAUCAACAUGUUCUUUAAGAUUGUCAUGGCAUUUGUUGAUCCGGUCACCAAACAGAAGAUUCACUUCAAUGAGGACGUCGUCGAAAGGGGGUUUAUCGACAAGGAUGUGCUCAUUAGUGCGUCUGGUUGGGGCGGGAAUGUAGACUUCGAGUACAAGCAUGACAUUUAUUGGCCGAAGCUCGUUCAGGAGUGCAACGCAAGGAAGGAGGAGCAAUUCCGGCGGUGGCGAGCGCUGGGUGGCAAGAUCGGAGAAGACGAAUCCGUCCUCAAAGGCUCUGAUCCCCUACCGGAGUCAACCAACCAAUCUCGAGACGCGCCGGAGGUUGUAGUCACACCGCCCAGUGAGGUCCAUUAG